Plutella xylostella (diamondback moth) is the source of this 5027-nucleotide messenger RNA. NCBI's taxonomy places the organism in Eukaryota, Metazoa, Arthropoda, Insecta, Lepidoptera, Plutellidae. The record is from RefSeq and is a predicted model, not a curated record.
CACCUUGAAUGUUGACCAAUCAAAAGAUCUUGUACUAUCGAAUAAUCAAAUCAAUUCAUCCAUGAACCAUGAAACCGAAUCAUUCUGAAAUAACGUCAAACUGUUAUUCCCAAAAUAUUAACUUGUUUUGGAGUUUGUUCGAGAUAUGUUGAAUAUCUUUUCGUGUUAUCGUUCUUAUACUUAGAACUUUUGGUGAAAAUGAAGAAGACUCAGUGUGCCUAUUGAUUAGAGGCGAAGUGUGCAAUAGUGAUCGUGUUGUCUACAGUUUUUGUUUUGGAGGGCCAGCAGCAGGUCAAGAUCAGGGUGGUCCAUGGAUCACAGAGCGAUGGCGGAUGGAGCUGGCCCGUCCUCCUCGCACGCAGAGAUGGGUCCGGAGGCGGCUCGCGGCGCGGACCCGUCGCCGCAGCGGUCGCCGUCGCCGCCGCCGCCGCGCCUGCCCGCCGCCGACACCUCCUAUCUGCAACACCAGAUCAUGCAGAACCAGAGCCCCAGAAAGAACCACAUAGCGGAGAGGGCGAAACAAACUCUAGAAAAUAAUUUCCUGCUGCAAGUAAGUCUCCGCAAGCAGCAGCAGCUGCAGCAGGAGAUCCUGCUGCAGCACUUCGAGCAGCAGCGGCAGCAGCUGGCAGAGCAGCACGAGCAGCAGCUGCGCCACCACUUGAAGGUAAAUCUGUGGGAGCAACAGAAGGCUCUAGAAGAGGCGGCUCUGCGAGAGGCGCGUGAGGCGCGGGAGGCUCGCGAGGCGCGGGAGAGGCACGAGCGCGACCGCCUGGACCUGCUGCGCAAGAAGGAGCGCCCCGAGCACUGCGCUAAUGCGUCCACGCAGGUCAAGCAGAAGCUGCAGGAAUUUCUGAAGAAAAAGCAAGCUGCCGCGAAUGCCAACGGAACAGUGCCCGGGUCUCCCUACAGAAAUUGGGGCAUAGUGAAGUCAUCAUCAGGGGAAUCCAUCACGUCGGCGGGCGCGGCGUCGCACCCGUACCGCCUGCCGCCGCCCCCGCCCCUCGCGCACACCCCGCAGCCCGGCAGCGACUUCCCACUCAGGAAGACCGCGUCCGAGCCCAACAUGCUGAAGCUGCGGCUGAAGCAGCGCGUGAUCGAGCGCCGCGCCGGCCCGCUCGCGCGCCGCCCGCACAAGAACCGCCCCAAGCACCGCAACUGCAGCGACGGCAGCUCGCCGCGCGGCUCGCCCACGUCCUGCGCCGCGCCCAUCCGCGAGGAGGACGAGCGCGCCCCCGACCAGCUGUUCUCCUCGCCCUCGCUGCCCAACAUCUCCCUCGCGCCCAAGCAGGUACCCACCUCCCUCCCGCCCGUAUCCGAGGCGGAGGCCUACACAGUGUCGGCGGCGGCGGGCGCGCCCCCCCGCCCCCCGCGCCGCCCCCUCGGCCGCACGCACUCCGCACCCCUGCCGCUCGGAGACCCCGCGCUCAACAAGCCCCCGCAUCAUUAUUUGAGGGACCAGAUACGGAAGACUGUGUUAACCCGAGCGGCGGACGCAGCGGCGGCGUGCCUGCGCUCCGAGGAGCCCUCGGUCAUCGACCUCACGGCUCGGCCGCCCCCGCCCGCGCCCCCCGCGCCCGCCCCCGCCCCCGCGCCCGCCGCCGCGCCGCUCGCCCGCGCCCUGUCUUCACCGCUGGUGGGCGCGCGCCCCGCGUUGCCGCCCACGGGGCUGGCGUACGACGCGCUCAUGUUGAAACAUGGUUGUGCGUGCGGCGCGCACCACCCCACGCACCCGGAACACAGCGGGCGCCUGCAGUCCAUCUGGGCGCGCCUGUGCGAGACCGGCCUGGCGCAGCGAGCUGAGAGGACUAGGCCUAGGAAGGCCAGUUUGGAGGAGCUGCAGUCAGUACAUACGGAAGCCCACGUCCUCGUCUUCGGCGGGCGCGCCCGCGACGCCCGCGUCCCCGCGUCAGCCCGGGCACUAGUCCGGCUCGCCUGCGGGGGGCUGGGCGUGGACGCCGACACGCCCUGGCUGGACCAGCACACGCCCGCCGCCUCGAGGCUGGCCGCGGGGGCCGUGCUGGACCUGGCGAUUAGGACGGCUAAGGGAGAGCUGAGGAAUGGGUUCGCGGUGGUCCGCCCGCCGGGGCACCACGCGGAGCCGGCGCAGGCGAUGGGCUUCUGCUUCUUCAACUCGGUGGGCGUGGCGGCGCGCCUGCUGCACACGCGCCUGCGCCUGCAGCGCGUGCUCAUCGUGGACUGGGACGUGCACCACGGCAACGGCACCCAACAGAUCUUCUACUCGGACCCGCACGUGCUCUACAUCUCCCUGCACCGGCACGACGACGGGAACUUCUUCCCGGGCACGGGCGCCGCCGCCGAGUGUGGCGCCGGGCCGGGGCUCGGGUUCAAUGUCAAUAUAGCCUGGUCCGGGGGGCUGAAUCCGCCGCUUGGUGACGCGGAUUACUUGGCGGCUUUCCGGUCGAUUGUUAUGCCUAUUGCUAAGGAGUACGACCCGGAGCUGGUGCUUGUGUCGUGCGGGUUCGACGCGGCGGGGGGACACCCCGCCCCCCUCGGCGGGUACGAGCUGUCCCCCGCCUGCUUCGCGCACAUGACCAAUGACCUCAUGACCUUGGCUAAUGGGAAGGUGGUGCUAACCCUAGAAGGCGGCUACGACCUGCCGUCCGUCUGCGACUGCGCGGCGGCCGUGUGCCGCGUGCUGCUGGGCGACCGGCCGCCGCCGCUGCCGCUGGCGGAGCUGGCGCGCCGCCCCGCGCCCGCCGCCCAGCACGCGCUGCUCACCACGCUGGCCGCGCACCACACGCACUGGCCCAAGCUAAAACGCUACAGCGGUCUAAUCGGCAUAUCCGCCCUGGAAGCCGCCCCGUCGCUGGCGGCGGAGCGGCUGGGCUCGCUGCAGACAGAGCGGCUGGCGGCGGACACGGCGGCGGCCAUGGCCUCGCUGUCCAUGCUGCCCGGGGCGGGCGGCGUGGGCGGCAGCGUCGUCACCGGCGCCGUGGGCGCGCCGCCCGCCGCCGUCAGCGCGCUGCCGCCGCCCCCGCCUAUUGGAGCUACGUCGCCAGACAGCUCGCGCUCGGUGUCGGAGGAGCCGAUGGAGCAGGACGAGGGCAAGUGAGCGGCGCGCGCGCCGGCCCGACCGCCCCCGCCCGCCCCGCCCCGCCCGCCCCCGCGGCGAGACACUCGAUACAUUCCCCACUGCUAGUGGCUCUACUGUAAAUUACUGUACAUUAUGUUCAUUUUGAAUCGAAUGGAGGCAAGCCCUCCACUGUUAGGUACCUCGAAUCUUUGUUCGUUUAUUUUUGUUACGUCGUGUUCGGUGGCUGUAUGUCUGUUUGUUUGUUGUAUAGACAAUGUUGUUGUUGUAAAAGAUUUUACUCGUAAAGUUGUUCGAACGUGCAGGUUAUUUAUUAAGGAUGUUUAUGUACUGCGAGGUGGUUGCAGAUGUAGAGUUAAGCGGGAAGUUUUAUGUAUAUUGUGGAAGGCGAAGGGGGGGAGGUGCAACUGGACAACGCAAGAAGUGACCUUGCUCUCAGCUUUACUCCGUGGCUGAGGCUGUUUUUCGUCAUUUUGACACUUUUAAGUUGGAGUUUUCGCGGCCGUUUGUGGCCGCGUGUCCCCCCGCCCCGGGGUAGCGGGGAGCGGGGGGAGCUGGGCGCGGACAUUCCACAGUGACAGCCUGUCUGUAGCCGGUUGCUAGGCAACCUUUACACUUCACAUAUUGUAUUCUCCGAGACUUUUCUAGCGCCAACUUUUCGUGCAAAAUUUGCGAUUUUAAAUAGUAUAUCUGUUUUGAGGCUGCGAAAGACUUCGCCGCAGGGACUGUGCAAUUAUUCCGACUCUUAUGGCUAAAGGCAUAGAGACUAUGAAGCAUCGUCUCAUCGGUUCUUUACUUAUGAAGUAUACGGAGCGUGUUGCGGUGAGAGAUAUUUUAUAUUAAACUAAUGAAGCUAGUGAAUACGCGAACGAAAUGUGUCCUGCCAAAUACCUGUUUAUUCUCUAGUAGCGGAUAAUAAUAUACUGGGUGUAUAUUUCAUAAAUAUGUCUGUUGAACAUUUAAUUCAUAAUGAAUUUAGUAAAGAAUAGCGAAUUCUAUGUGUAGGACGUUAAUUAAGACAAUCUUAUUUUGAAAGCUUUAACGUAGAUUGAAUAUAUACGAUAAACUGUACAAAAUAUAUAAUAAUAUUUAAUAUAUUUGGAUAAAAAAUGUUUUACUUUACUUAAAUACUUUAUGGAAGCUGAUUAUAAUGUAUCUCAUAGAUUAAACAGUGGGCGCUGUCGCCUCUCUAUUCAAUGUUGUGUUGACAAAAUGUUAGGAAAAUAAAUAAAUAUGUUUAGAAGAAUAGUAAAUAUAUAUAUUAUAUGUCUGUUAUUGACCGUCUGUGUACCAAAGAUUAUAUUUCUUCACGUUGCAAGUACCUUUGUCUGUCGUUUCAAUCAAGUUUUAAUUGUAACAAGAAUAUUUUCUAGAUAGACGAACAUUUUAUAUGACUCUAUAGUAGAAUAUUUUAUAUGAACAAGUCGUUAUUUGUACGACGACCGCUUGUAGGUCUCUCGGCGAGAAUUUUAUGUAACUCGCCGGUUCUUAUCCGACAAAUACACUUUUCGUACGAUGUCUUUGGAAAAUAAAACAAUUAUAACUGUAAGAAACAGUUAUUUGUCAUUGCAGAGUUUAGUUAAAACCGUUUGUAUGUAAUUGAAAUGAAUAUUUUAAAUAAAAAGUUUGUUCACUUGGUUGAAAACCCUUUUGUAGUAAAUAUAGACGAUAUAUAUAUUGAACAAACCCCUUGUAUUUGCGAAACGCAAUCUCAUGAUGAUUUUAGUGAAUGUGCGGGGUCCUCUCACAACACGCGCGCUCCGCCGACAGUUGCUAGAGUGAGACGGAUAUAUUUUUGUACGGAGCAUGUCAGGAGAACGUCAUGGCUGUCAGUCGCGUACCAAGUCAGGGCCGGGAUUCGAUCCCGACCGGAACAAGAGUUGAAAACAAUGUUGUGUCUUUGAGAGUUUUAUUGUUAAAAUUGGAAUACAAAAUGAAAAUCAUUAUUUAAUAAAUGUAUAUAUAUUUGGAAAUA